UUUAUGCUCAAGAUAUGACGAAUAUCAUACUUUGGAAUUGCCGGGGGGCAAAUAAACCCAACUUUAGGCGGUCUAUUCGAUACAUUUUAAAGAAGUAUCCGACAGAUGUUCUGGCGGUCUUUGAAACUCAUGCGGGGGGAGACAGAGCUCAGCGGAUUUGUCACGGUUUAGGUUUUGAUAGUUCGUUUCGAGUGGAUGCAGCGGGGCAGAGUGGUGGGCUCUGGCUCCUAUGGAGGUCUAAUGUGGGGGAGGUGGAGAUUAUGAGCUCUUCGGACCAGUUCAUUCAUGCGAGAGUGAAGCAAGGGGUAGAGUGCUUUCACUUGGUGGUGGUUUACGCAGCUCCUACAGUUAGUCGGAGGAGUGGUUUGUGGGCUAGCCUGAAAGCUGUGGUUACUAGUAUUGAUGGACCACUUAUGAUCGGUGGUGAUUUUAAUACAAUAGUACGCAUUGACGAGAGAGUUGGGGGUAAUGGUCAUCUGUCUCCGGACUCACUUGCGUUCGGAGAAUGGAUUAAUGAGCUCGAGUUGAUUGAUAUGGGUUUCCGAGGCCCUCAAUUUACAUGGCGGAGGGGUCGAGUCCAACGAACUUAUGUGGCCAAGCGUCUUGACCGGGUUUUGUGUUGUGCCCACACAAGAUUAAAGUGGCAAGAGGCUCGUGUUAGUCACUUACCGUUUUUGUCUUCUGAUCAUACUCCGCUUUAUGUUCAAAUGUCGCCAGGGGUGGAAGGGAAUUCAAAACGAAGACCUUUCCGUUUUGAAGCUGCUUGGCUUCAACAUCCGGGUUUUAAAGAGUUGCUUUUAAAUUCUUGGAAUGGCGAGUUGCGAACUCCAGAUGCCUUGUAUGGGUUGAGAUUUACUUUGAAAAAAUGGAAUAGAGAGGUUUUUGGAGAUAUUCAGAGGAGAAAGGAGGCUUUCAUGGAAGAAAUCAAAGAUAUCCAAGAUAAAUUGGAUAUUUCCCAAACGGAUGCUAUGUUGGAACGGGAAGCUUUCUUGAUUAAGGAGUUAGAAGUUGUACUUGAGCAAGAAGAAGUUCUCUGGUUUCAAAAAGCUCGAGAAAAGUGGAUUACGCUUGGGGAUCGUAAUACGAAGUACUUCCAUACUUCAACUAUCAUCAAAUGAAGGAAUAAUAGGAUUGAGUCGCUUAAGAAUGAGUCGGGUAUCUGGGUCUCGAAUCCGUCGGAGUUGGAGCAGUUAGCUAUAGAUUACUACAAACGGUUAUAUUCUAUGGAUGAUGUUGAACCGAUUGUGGAGAGAUUG
Molecule: messenger RNA, 1256 nt
Organism: Capsella rubella
Lineage: Eukaryota; Viridiplantae; Streptophyta; Magnoliopsida; Brassicales; Brassicaceae
Exons: 1
Coding region: 15-1118 (367 amino acids)
Molecular function (GO): catalytic activity
Source: RefSeq, a predicted model, not a curated record